CACGGAGCGCAGUCGGCCAGUACCACUUCAGCCGUCAGAGCGGAAGGUAGUCGAAGCGUGCUCUCCGCGUCCCCGCUCGGCACAUCAACCUUGCGACUUUCUCCCAGCGUUAGUGCGUUCACGAUGCAAUUUAAGACCACCGAUGACCCGCGGCAAGGAUCCUUGCCGCCUGGGGUAGCCGAGACGCCCUCCGCACCGCGGCACCACCAUUCCAGAGGACACGCAAAGCUACGCCACCGAUGCCCGUUUGGCUGUAGCCGCACCCACGCCCACACGGAGGGUCAACACUCACACCCUGGCAACAACGAGGCGCCACAGGGCACGGCCGACACUCACUACCACAAUCACCGAUCCACGGCGACGCCCCUCGUGUACCUGCCUCUCCACCACCACCACAUCCCCUACCAGCGCACCUCACCCCCGCCCCAGCAGCAGCACCACCACCAGCAGGCAGUGAGCAGCGGUGGCAUGGUCAGCAGGGGCGUGAGUGAAUGGAGGGUGCUGUCUUUAGUCUCCAAGCAAGAAGUCUCCACUAACUACCUCACUAAACCUCUCAUCCCCGUGGACUUCAGACGGCAGGCUAUUCAGUACAUGAGCAAAAGGCUACAGAUGGAUGCCAAUAUUUAUAUCCGGAGCGGUAAAGUAAUUGAAAGGAGGAUUCUGGCCCUGGAAGAGCAGGUGUACAACUCUAGCUCAUCACAGGCUGAAUACAUCACCAAGCUUGCGUCAAGACUGGCAACUAUUCUGCGGCACAUCGACAAAUGCAGGUCACCAAGGGCACCAGUGACCCUCCAGUCCCAGCAGGAGAAGGUCAUGUGACACGGACCGUCCCUAGCAGCAUCAACAGACGAAGGCGCAGUAGGAAUAGGUGAAGAUAAGGUUACAAACACCGCAUCUCAGCUACCACCAGCACCACCAUCAUCACUAUCACCACCAGGGAGGGAAGAGAAGGAUGGGGACAGUGGCGAUGGUGAAAAGAACGAUGACGUAGUAUGUGAGGGAGUGAAAAAGGAGGAAAAUGGAAUUAAAUACGAGGAUGAUGGUGCAGAUAAGAUACGAUCCGCUAGUGCUGUGAGCAAGAACGGAGAUAAUGAAAAUGAGGAAGAGGAGGAGGAAAAGGAGGAGGUGGAGAACGAUGAUGUUGACGGAGGUGAAGAUAAGAAGAUAAGCCUAUCAGAGGAGGAAAAGACGAGUUUAUCCAACGAAAAAGGAGAAGAAGCAACACUAAGUGAACAAACGGGUACAGAAGAAGAAGAGGAAGAGAAAGAGAAAGUCAGAAUAUUAAAAGGAGAGAGGCGAUUACAAGAAGAGGAGAAAGCAACGGCGGAAAAAGAGAACACGAAAAUGAUACUGGAUGAGAAAGAGAAAUUCGACGAUAAAGAGAGGGCAGGAGAAAUAGGAAAAAUACAGCAUGAACACUCUUACGAACUGCGGAAAUCCAGAGCGAGUAAACAAAAACAGGAAGAGAAGAGGAAAACAGGAUCAAAAACAAGAAAGAAAGAUACGCCACAAUCCCAGCCGGAAACAAAAGCAACCACAAAAACUCAGGAAUCAGAAGACACAAAGGAUAAAGAUGGGAAAGAAAGAAAAGAAAGAGAACAGGCGGAAAAACUGAAAUAGAAGAUACUAAAUAGAACACAGGAAUAAGAAGAGACAAAGAAUGAAGAUGUAAAAGAAGGAAAAGACAGAGAAUAGAGGGAAAAUUGAAAUAGAGGAUAAUAAGAACACAGGAAUCAUAAGAAACAGAAACUGAAAAAGGAAAAGAAA
Scylla paramamosain (green mud crab) is the source of this 1767-nucleotide messenger RNA. RefSeq lists its product as uncharacterized. The coding region runs from base 124 to 819 and encodes 231 amino acids. The transcript is spliced from 3 exons. The record is from RefSeq and is a predicted model, not a curated record. NCBI's taxonomy places the organism in Eukaryota, Metazoa, Arthropoda, Malacostraca, Decapoda, Portunidae.